AUGCCCUGGGGAUAUAGCUGGAGGUCAUCAACAGGAUUUAUCGUUUCCUGUAUUAGCAUUGCGCUUUUUGCUGAAGCCUUUCUGUACUCCUUCGUCGUGCCCAUCCUACCCUAUAUCCUCGAGGACCGGAAUCAUGUCAGCCCUUCUGCCGUCCAGCGCCUAACGUACCAGGUCCUUACUUUAUAUGGCGCGGUGGCAGUAGUAGCCGGCAUUUUAAUCGGGCAUGUUGGUGACCGUAUAAAAUCUCGGCGUGUACCUCUGAUCCUCGGAUUGGGACUUGCGUUUGCUGGGACACUUUUGCUAGCAAUAUCAACCAGAUUGUAUGGAGUCUUCAUCGGCCGGACGCUUCAAGCUAUAGGCGGCGUAACAGCUUGGAUUAUCGGCUAUGCCACCCUCAGAGACUCGAUUCAGUCUGAGAACAUGGGAAAGACGUUUGGCCUGGUGAAUGCUCUUGUUAGCGCCGGCGCUCUCUCGGGCCCGGCUAUUGCUGGGUUGCUCCUUCAGGUGGCUGGGUAUUGGAUCACUUGGUCGGUUGUGUUGGCGGUGCUAAUUAUAGACAUAAUUAUGAGAGUUAUCAUGAUUGAGAAGCCGAAGAUGUCGAAAGUUCGCUUCGACGGCGAUGGCGAUAUCCAGCACCGAGCGUCCGACAACAACCAGGGCCCAGAGUAUACUAGUGAACAGAGCCCGCUUCUCCGCAGGAAUACAGAUAUCUCGGCUGCCUCCUUCUACCGGAUCAUACUGGGUCAACCUAGAGUCAUUGUUGGACUGUUAUCCUACAUGUUGCACUCGUCUCUAAUCGCGAGUUACAAUACUACACUUCCAAUCCACGUGAAGCAGGCUUUUGGAUGGGGCAGUCUCCCCGCCGGUCUCUGCUUCUUGGCUCUUCAGGCGCCCGCUAUCAUAUUCAGUCCGUUGUUUGGCUGGCUGCGAGAUAAGAUAGGAACCAGAACACCAACGGCACUCGGAUUUAUUCUUCUGGCCCCUUUGCUAUGGCUACUAGGUGCGGCUCAUAAAUGGGACUAUUACCGAUGGAUUGGGUCUGAGAAAAAUGCCAAGACGAUAUACAUUGUCGCAAUCGUUUGUAUUGGCUGUUUUCAGAAUCUUCUCACAAGUGUCGGCACAAUCGAGAUUACUUGUACGGUCGACGAAUUACAGGAGAAGCAUCCCGGCAUUUUCGGUCCUCAUGGCGGAUACUCGCGCAGCUACUCGCUUUCCAAUAUCAGUUUUACGAUGGGAUUUCUUGUCGGGCCCCUUCUCUCCGGUGCGUUGACGGACUCUUUGGGCUAUUCAUAUAUGAACUUGGUGCUAGCAUGCAUUUGUGUUGCCAUGUCAUUGCUGGCUUUUACCUUCUUGAAAGGAAAAUCAUCUAUCCAGUCGAGACGUUCAGACAAUGCCAGUGACUAG
Messenger RNA from Aspergillus steynii IBT 23096, 1404 nucleotides. RefSeq names its product MFS transporter. Bases 1 to 1404 code for a protein of 467 amino acids. The transcript is spliced from 5 exons. Lineage: Eukaryota; Fungi; Ascomycota; Eurotiomycetes; Eurotiales; Aspergillaceae. The record is from RefSeq and is a predicted model, not a curated record. Gene Ontology annotation, molecular function: transmembrane transporter activity. Gene Ontology annotation, biological process: transmembrane transport.